Messenger RNA from Quercus robur (English oak), 681 nucleotides. Its product is annotated as disease resistance protein RUN1-like. The transcript is spliced from 2 exons. The coding region runs from base 1 to 681 and encodes 226 amino acids. Gene Ontology annotation, molecular function: ADP binding. NCBI's taxonomy places the organism in Eukaryota, Viridiplantae, Streptophyta, Magnoliopsida, Fagales, Fagaceae. The record is from RefSeq and is a predicted model, not a curated record. Gene Ontology annotation, biological process: defense response; signal transduction.
AUGGAAAAGACAGGAUUGGCAGUUUUACCUGUUUUUCACUAUGUAAAUCCCAGUGAUGUACGGAAUCAUAGGAGGACUUUUGCAGAAGCUUUUGCUAAACACGAAGAGAGUUUCAAGGUUAACAUAGGAAAUUUACAAAUGUGGAAAGCUGCUCGGACAAAAGUUGCCGAUCUUGCUGGAUGGGAUUUAAAGGAUAAGCAUGAAUCAAUAGUUAUCCAAAAAAUCAUUGGAAGGAUAUUUAGUGAGUUGUAUUGUAAAUUCUCAAGUGUUUUUAAGGACCAUCUUGGAAUAGACUCUUGUGUGGAUGAAAUGUUGGAGUCAUACUUAAGAGAAGGGUUGGGUGGUGGUUGCUUUGUUAGGAUAUAUGGGAUGGGUGGAAUGGGAAAAACAACUCUUGCACAAAAAAUUUAUAGAAAAAUUUCUAGUAAAUUUGAAAGUAGUAGCUUUAUUGCUAAUGUUAGAGAAGAAACUAAAAAUCAAGGUUCAGUUUCUUUACAAAAACAACUUCUUUCUAAGAUCUUUAGGGAAAGAGAAAUAAAUAAAUGGGAUGUUUAUGGGGGAAUCGAUGUUAUAGGGAAUACAUUACGUAAUAAAAAGGUUCUUAUUGUUCUUGAUGAUGUGGAUGGAGAAGAACAACUAGAAGCAUUAGUAGGGAACCAUGAUAUCACCGCACACCCUUAG